GCUUUGUAUAGAACCUCUCGCUGCUAUAGCUGGCGGCCUAGGUCGCACUUUCACCCGUCAACGCCUUCCUUACAGUUGCCAAUGUCAAGAGGCGUUGAAUUCUUAUGCAACUAGUCAUACAACACACAAGCGCGGCUACCCAAAUCAUCUCUCCCAGGCCCAAACAUGCCUUGCCAUACUGCUGUUCCUGGCCGCUUUGGUAGCAGAUGCCCCAAAACCCUCCUCGGCCCCAGGACCCCCGUACUAAGGGCGCAUCGGACCUCCUCCCCCGCUGCAGCGCCAAUCGGCAACCCUUCACCCAACCCUUCUUCCUACCCAGCCCCGGGAUCUCCCUGCUCCACCCCGCAUGCCAGCACAUCACUUUCCUCCUUGCCACCCCCACCACCACCACAGCCAUCCGCACCGCCCCCUCCACCAACAACACCCCCAUCCGUCCCCGCCCCUGAACCACCAUCCGCCGCUGCUGCGGCCGCUGACCCCUGUCCUAGAUCGCAGCUCCUCGCCAGGCGGCGGGAGCGGGUCACAGCCGAGAUCAUCCAGGCCGCCAGCCGCGCCCGCCUGCCCGCCUCCCCCGACCAGCUGCGGUGGGGGCUGGCGGCGCUGGAGUCGCUGCUGCCGGGGGGCGCCCUGGCGCCCAACCUGGACACGCUGGGGGCGGUGGACUGGGCCCGCCUUGCCACCGACCCCGCCUCCGUCGCCUCCAAGCUGGUGCUGCUGAAGAGCCACUACCCGCGGCUGGACCUAGGACCCGCGCUGGCGGUGCAGCCGCGACUGCUGAUGCGGCCCGCCGAGCAGCUGGAGAGGGAGGCACGGCAGGUUCGCUCGCUGCUGUCCGGAGCUGCCGACCCGGAGCGGCUGCUGUCUGCGGUUCCGGAGCUGCUGAGCCCCGCGCUGCUGGUUUCGGUGCUGGUGUCCAUCAACAAGUGGUUCCACCUGGAGCGGGACCCGCUGGAGGUGUUGGAGGCGGAUCCAGACAUUGUACGGCGAGCGCAGGUGCGCAUGGCAAUGCACAGGAGUGGGACAUGCCGCUGGACCCUGUAUUCAUGGACGCGGAGGGCAACUGGGUGGCGCCGCUGCUGCACUAUAAGGAGAGACGCGCGGACUGGCAGAGGUACCUGGAUGAGCGGGGGGCGGACCAGGGAAAGAGCGGUGUGUAAGCAGGAGGUGGUGGACAGAUAUGCAUGGAAGAGGGGUAGGAAGGGUAAUACGAAACCUCAUGAAUGAUGUGUUGUCGUGAGAGCGUUGUCAUGGAGAGAGGUUUGUUGCAGGAGUAGAGUCGUGCACUGAGGUGCCCUGGUGCGAAGUGUGGCAGGAGUGAGGAGAUGAGUGAGCAGGUGAGUGGGAUCAUUAAGAAGAUACGGUAAGUUUUUAGAGUUGCUGAGAGACCCACGGGUCACACAAUAGCAGUUGUUACUUUUCUUCUUCUUUCACUUUUUUUCUCCAUGUGACACGCUGUCGGUCGUGAGAGACCUGGGAGGUGCGCUGAGUGCUGCUGAGAGUCUCGUACGUACAUGACAGUUGUACCUUUCCUUGUAUACCGUUAGUCAGUUGGUUAGUUAGUUACCGGUAGUUGGCACAUGUACCAUAUUGUACGGUAUCCAACUGGAGAGCGCUCGCCCGUGAGCGGGGAUCAGGGCUCGUGAUCAUGGCUGUGCAGCUCGGACAGCUUGUUUGAAGAAGAGCCCGGUGCGCAUGAAUGAGUGGGGGAGCGGAACAGGCUUGGAGUUGGAAGAGCAAAGAGCGGCGGUUGUACUGCAGGGGAGCUGUGAGAGUGGCGUGGGGUUACGGGUCGGAGCCGCAAAGGCGACACGCUGAGUCUGCUUCACAAUGAGGGGCUGCGGGUUCCGGGAGCUCCGGGCAAGCUGGGUGAAGUACCGGCAUCGUAGCAGUAGGCCUUAAUUACCGUAAAACUGCUGGCUGGUUGCGUCCUGGAAUAAAAACCACCUCUGGGGGAGGCUAGAAGCUCUGGCAGUUUCAUGUAAGUGCUCUGCCGGGGGCAGCGUGUGG
Astrephomene gubernaculifera is the source of this 2007-nucleotide messenger RNA. The record is from the annotation of a GenBank genome assembly. NCBI's taxonomy places the organism in Eukaryota, Viridiplantae, Chlorophyta, Chlorophyceae, Chlamydomonadales, Astrephomenaceae.